Vitrella brassicaformis is the source of this 1581-nucleotide messenger RNA. The record is from the annotation of a GenBank genome assembly. NCBI's taxonomy places the organism in Eukaryota, Vitrellaceae.
AUGUACUUCACGCAGUGACUCCCGUCGGUCUCUUAUUCCGUCCCAUACCCCACUCGUCAUGGAAUGGAAUAUGGACAGACGGCACACACAGACAUACACAGUCACUUGCCAUCAACACAGACAACGAAGCACUCAGGUCAAGUCAGGUCAGGGUUCGGUGGACGACUCACCCAACACGAAUCCCUAACGGACACGGACGACUGCCGAGCCACACACACACGCACACACAAGACGGGUUGAUGUGUAACGAUGCGCCCGUGGCCACGGCACGUACAAACAUGAACAGUCGAUCGCGAUGUAAUGAUAACGAGCUACGGACACUCAAAUGGACAAACGAUGCUCACGAGCAGCACACGUGAAUGCAAUGGACAGACAUGCAGACAGACAUGCAGACAGACAGACAGACAGCCAACCAGACAGACAGACAUCCAGGCCAAUCAACACACACUAUCCCCACACGCCUACCCACAGGGGAGGCACCCUCAGAAAAUGAGAGGCUCCCCGGGCACGCGUGUAUCUCUCUGUAGACUUAAUGAAAGAAUAAUGACGCACACGCCGCAGGCAGACGAGUGCAGGCAGUAGGUGCACCACAGCCAGCGGGUCGAAAAAUCACGCAUUCUCUAUGUCUGGCUGUCUCGUCUACCUGCUGCACCCCCCACUCAGAGCACAGCACCUAUCAUCCCACUCGCUCUUCAAGGGGGGGCAAGGUAGCGCGCCGUUGGGUAGCCCAGAGCACAUACAGUCAGGCAUCGUGUUCAUCUGUUCGAAGCACUUCUUCGCGCAGGCGAGAGGCUUCAAAAAGUCGGGGAUUCCGACUGCCAUGCAGCCUCCGGCCUGACGGACCGCGUCACAGGUCUUCGCGCACGCCUGAACCCACACUUCCUGGAUCUUCCUGUCGCAGCAAGGACUACUUGGCCCGCAGCCGGUGGGAGGGGGUGGGGGGGGAUUGGGCGCGGGGGGAGUGCCCCCACCACGGCAGCAGGGAAUCACUCCGCCCAGCCAUCCGCACAAGUACUGGGGACAGUAGCGCUGCAGCACACGCCUCUUUCCUCCAAUGGCAUCGUCGGCAGCUGCAGGUAGGAACACACACACACACGGAGACAAAGAGUGAAUGGACUCCCGGAGAGAGUCAGCUCCGCUGCUUCUUUCUGAGGAACGCUCACCAUUGGAGUUGGUGUCGAUGACGUCCGUCGAGGCAUUGACGGGAAGAGGCACCUGAAUACACACACACACCGACAGACACACACACAGACAGACAGACAGACACAGACAGACACAGACAGACACAACAAAGAGGGAAGGAAGCCGUCUGAGCGACACCUCAAUCACUUUUGUGCGUGGGCGUUUUGCCUACCGUCGUCGCAUUGAAGGCGCCGUCACUAGCUAGUCCGUCCAAAUCGGUCGAAGCGGCGCGGAGGGCGGGGCCGGCCAUCACAGCAGCAGCCAGCAGAAGGGCGCUAACAAGGCACAGCAGAGUCUUCAUGGUCGCGAGGUCACAGAUGGAAACGAGGCCUCAAGUGGUCGAAAUAGACUUCGUCGUUCGGUGACAAGACAAGAUGCAAGAGGCCGUCGGUGGAGCAG